This is a messenger RNA of Auanema sp. JU1783, 3006 nucleotides long. NCBI's taxonomy places the organism in Eukaryota, Metazoa, Nematoda, Chromadorea, Rhabditida, Rhabditidae. The record is from the annotation of a GenBank genome assembly.
AUGAAAGCAUCUCAAAAAGGACCAGUUCAUCGUGUAAUUCGAAGUGAGCCCCCUACAUACGCAUCCAUACAGGAAGAUAGCGGAGAAUCCGAUGCAUCGGUCGGUGACAUUGAGGAGCCUGCCCAUUUCACAGUCUCCCGUCACGAUAGUGAACCGACAUCAACUAAACAGAAUCGAGAAGAUGCUCUGUCUCGCACGAAAUCAGCUGUUUCUCUUCCUGUGAGCACAGCUUCGAAUAUAAGUGAUAUGAGCUUAUACGAUCGAACGUUACAUAUGUUAGCAAAUGAUGUCAUGUAUCAGAAAGAAGUAGCAUUAGGUAAACGAAUCGGCUUCUAUCGCCUUGGGAAGGAGUUAGGCUCUGGUAACUUCUCCAAAGUCAAGCUUGGAGUUCACGUGCUGACGAAAGAGAAAGUCGCCGUGAAGAUAAUGGAGAAGGGUAAGAUGGAUCAGAAAGCUCAACGUCUUUUAGCUCGGGAGAUUCAAUCAAUGGAACAAAUGAACCAUCCGAACAUAAUCCGAUUAUUCGAGUGUGUGGACACAUUGACGCGAGUUCAUUUGAUCCUGGAAUAUGCUGGAGGUGGAGAGCUUUAUGUUUUUGUUCAUGAACGGGGAAAGCUUUCCGAAACGGAAGCAAAGCCUCUUUACGCUCAAAUUGUAUCAGCCGUCUCUCAUAUGCAUAGUCGAAAUUUGGUUCAUCGUGAUAUAAAAGCGGAAAAUGUCAUGUUUGCAGCUCCGGGAGUUGUGAAGCUUGUAGAUUUUGGCUUUUCUUGUUUACUGCCAUCAGCAUUAGAGCCACUAUCAACGUUUUGUGGAAGUCCUCCCUAUGCUGCUCCAGAGUUGUUUAGAGAUAAAAGCUAUGCAGGAACUGCUGUCGAUGUAUGGGCUUUGGCUGUUCUAUUGUACUUCAUGCUGGUUGGAGUGACUCCAUUCCGGGGAGAGACAGUCCAGGAUUUGAAAUCUACAAUCAUGGCUGGCAUAUACACAAUACCUGAUUAUAUAUCUCAAAGUGCUCAAAACUUAAUUCGUAGUAUGCUCAAUAUGGAGGCCUCCAACCGACCGGGUAUCGAUGAGAUCAAGAAAAACUUUUGGCUACAAGAUUGUCGUUUCGAAAAAUCAUAUAUGGAAAUCACUCUAGUGAAUGAAAAAAAUGAUGCUGAGAAGAAAAAGAUGAUGGAUAAGGUCUGGCGCAUAAUGAACAGCUAUGGGAUCGAUGAAAACAUGUUCGAAGAAGAUAUUGGACCCCGUAAUGCCAUAACAGGAACAUUUCGAAUAAUUCAAUAUCAGCUGCAAUCCGAAGAAAAAAAUAAGCAGAAGACGACUUCAACCACUGCGGCUGUCGAAGAGUUUAAUCCGCCACAGGCGAAUCGAAAGUUCACAAAGAAUACUUUUCUAAAGCUAAUUUUGGUAUUUGCAUUCAUAAGCAUUGUGCGAAGUAAGAAUUUGAACUGUGACUUCCAUUCGAAAUGUUGUUGGGCCGGUGAUUCAGGAUGGCAAAUCCAGAACGGAGAAACCAUCAAUAUCAAUGAAUUCCGAAGAACGUUCUUGGUCGGAAGGAGCAAACCACCUCCAGAAGGAAACUACAUUCGACGAGUAAGUACAAGAGAUCAGGGAGUCUUCAGCUCAUGUCCAUUCUGUUCUUCAGUCGGUGUCAUUUCUGUCGAUUACAGAAACUGGCAAAGUCCAACUUCACGUUUGAGCUUGUGUUGGUCGCAGGCCAAUGAAACAACUAAUCUCAAUGAUUGUCAUCCUGCCUUCGCUUCUAAACAGAGUCAAACUAUAUCCCAAGAUUUCAAGGUCCCCAAUGGAACUGAUAUCAUGUUACACUUUAUUUCUGAGAACACAGAUGAACGUAUUGAGUCGGUCAUCAUGAUUGACAGAAUUAGAGUCAAUUAUGAUCAAUGCCACAAACGAUCUUCUUCAGUACAUCACAAACAGAAACUGAUCCCUGUUGAACCUGCUAAACCAAUUCUGGUUGAAAACCAAAGAACCAACUCCAAAGCAGGCAAAAAGGUUUCUCUGGAACAAUUAGCACAGCUGGACGAUAGAGUGAAAGAGAAGUUGCUCUCUCGCCCCAAAGGAGUUCCAUCAACUAAACAGACAAUCCCAUCUCUUCCACCACUUUCUCCACCUCCAGUGAAAUCGUCAUUGAGUCAAGAAUUAUCGAAGAAACCAGAAGUUGCAACAAAACAGCCAAAGGAUUUCAAUCCGCUCAAUGACUUAUUAGGAGAAGAUCUGGCAAACUUCUUGGAUCCAAACUACGUGACGGAUGAUGCAAAUGAGGAUGAAGAACAAGUUGAUGAUGCGGGGGAGCAGGAUUUCGUGGACGAGGAGAAGCCUACACCAGUGUUGCCGAUCAAACAAGAAACUGUGAAUGUUGGAAAUUCGCAUUUACCACCUGUCAAACAAGCUGUUACCACCCAACCAUCGCCUAUUGCGAAGUCUACACUUAUAAUUCCGAGGAAACCAUUAGUUGUAAAGCCAGCACCCAUAUUAGCCGAGUUUCAUAGACCUCUUCCUAUGGGAAUUCCCCAAUCAUGUGAAACCCGUGGAGGAUGUCUCUUCGAAAACGGAUUUUGUUCUUGGACAGCACCUGUCGAAGUACCUCAAGCAUCCCGUUUCCAUUUGAAAUCAGUAGGCUUAUCCAAGUUCAUACAAGCAACAGUGCCCUCAGGGGAAGUUUCGGUGCUUGAGACAGAUACACUCUUCUCCGACACUCACACGGUAAUUUUUGAUGUGUUGGAAUGGAAGUUAGGAACUCGUCUAAUUGGCUGCUGUUUCGUGAAUGAUAGUUUGGAGUGUCCAUAUACAACACCUAGUGAGGCAGGAGCUGUUCUAUGGCAUGUUGGCAAAUUUGAAUGUCCUGUGCGUACACAAAAGAUUGUGUUUAUCUGUGAAAAUUAUGGAACAAGCGAAGGCAUCUGUGGCCUAGACAACAUACGUCUGCAUCACUCCUCUGAUCUCUUCUUUAUUGAGCCCUGCCAAAAGAAUAUACUUCCUCAAUUAUAG